UUACAUAAACAUUGCGCGAAAUACAACAAAUAGUGAACACAAUAUUACCCAAAUCAUUCUAAAAUGGAAUGUACUAGCGCUACUGCUAUGUUUGGUACGUGCAGAUGUUGUUCGGCUUUAGGAAGUCACCUGGAUAUCUUAAAAGAGUACCACAACGACGGAGUCAAAGAGGUUUUCUACGAUAUGUUUGUGAAAUGUUUUGAUUACUUUCUAUCAACAAACAAAGGAUUGAGUACAUUAAUAUGUUCAAAAUGCAUCACUCGUCUACGUGAUGCCUACUUGUUUAGGACAAUGGUUGAGGAAACUGAAAGUUUGUUACUUAGCACCGUAAGAGACAUCGAUAAACAAUUAACGGUAUUUGUUGCCGUUCCAAGUACGAACAUAACAGAAAAUAAUGUGUCCUCGACCGAAUGUUUUGACAUUAAAUCAGAAAUGAAUGAAGAUUCUCCCUUCGAGAGCGAGUAUAGUUGUGUUCAAAGUGUGAACGUCCCGGAAAACAAUGUUUCCACAACGGCAGGGAUUGAAAUAAAAUUGGAAAUGAAUGAAGAUUGUCCAGAUCAGAAUGAAGAUAGUUGUGAAAUGAACAUGGCCAACGAUCUAAAAUCUAAUCUUGUAGACGGAGAACUAGAACUCCUAAGACGGUUUCCUGUUGGUAAAGUGAUGCUGCUUCCUACGAGACAAACCCUGCGAGGUCAUUGUCCGUUGUUCGUGAAAUAUUUGGAGAAAAUGAAAGGAAAACGGAUAACACCAACGAACAUAACAAAACUACUACACGGUAAAAGUAGGUCGCGCACGAGAAAUGGACUAGACAAAAAUUACGUCACCGAGAAACUGGCGAACACAAUAAACGCGUGCACCCUGCUGGAGAAUUCGAACGCGACAAUAUUCAAAACGAAAACCAGAGCCGGAUAUCCGUGCUUCUACUGUCGCGAAAUAUUCGGCAGCAUGGACGACUUGAGGGCGCACCAGCCAGAGCAUCCCAAGUCGGGCCUCUUCAAGUUGUUCAGCAGGUACACGGCGGACUCGCUCGUCGUGUACGCUGACGUCACAGACUUGAGGUGCACGAUCUGCGAACAAAACGUGCCGAAUCUGAACGAGCUGAAGACGCACUUGAGGCGGGCGCACGCGAAAAACUACUACGCCGAUUUCGAGGACCGAAUAGUACCGUUCAAACUGAAGGGCGGCAGCGACUUUGAAUGUCAAGAUUGCGGCUUCAACUUCGAGACCUUCGGCGCUAUAGAGCGGCACAUGAACGUGCAUUACCGGAACCGGAUCUGCGAGCAGUGCGGCGCCGGUUUCGUAACGAUGCACAGAUUAAAAAUCCACAAUUACACCGUCCACAGAGAAGGCUCGUUCCCUUGUGGCAUAUGCAAGAAAAUCUACGUCUCGUAUUACAAAUACAAGAUACAUUUCGAUGUCGUUCAUAAGUUGGAGAAGAAGAACAAAUGCCCGAAAUGUCCGGAGAAGUUUAUUGAUUAUUUCACGAAGCAGAAGCACCUGGUCGAGAAGCACGGCGCGGCGCCGAUACGGUACAAAUGCAACGUGUGCGACCGCAGCUUCACGAGACGUUUCUCCCUGACCGGCCACAUGAGGAGGCGCCAUCUCGAACAGAAAGAGAUAAAAUGCGCGCACUGCCAGUACAUGUGCUACACGAAAUGGGAAUUGAAGGUUCACAUGACGAGGCACGGCGCCGAAAAGCUCUUCGAGUGUGGCCUCUGUAAGAAGUCUUACACCCGACAGAAGGCCCUGAAGGAACACGCGAAGGUUCAUUUUAACGAUAGGCGUUAUCCGUGCGACGUUUGCGGUCAAAGCUACACGCAGAACUGCGCAUUAAAGGAGCAUCUGAAGACUCAUCACCCGGAUUUUGAUGGAACGCAAUAAUUGGUACAGAGUAUGUUGCAAUUCUGCAAUGGUGUUUUAGUUGACAGUGACGUAAGUUACGUGUCAGAAUGUUUGUUUUGGCGGGAAAUUUGAAUAAGUUUUUGACGGAUUUUGAAAAUCCCGUCAAAACGAGGCAAGUGAAUGGCGUCUAUCUCGCUCGCUCGAUAGAAUCUUAACAGCGGUGACGUUAUAAACAAACAUUUAUUUCUUGUUACGAAUUGGAAAUUAAUCUAACUUACACGUUUCUGGUAAAAUAAUCUGUGGCGAAGAAAUACAGCCUUGCGGUAUUGAGGUUGUAUGGGCUUGGUUAGUGCUAGAUGUAUGUGAGCUUACAUGAACAUUGACGUCAAUAAGUACGAGUUAUGAUGAUCCCAAGUUUUGGUUUCGUUUACUGGGAUUUUGAGAUGAGAGGAUCUUGUCUGUCCGGCGUAUUAAUUUGUUUGGGCACCCCGGGCUUUUGGUUCGUGGAUGAAAACUUGUAACGUGCCAAAUGAAAAAAAAACCUUGUUCCUUUACACAUUAAAGUGAUUGAA
This is a messenger RNA of Bombyx mandarina (wild silkworm), 2414 nucleotides long. Its product is annotated as PR domain zinc finger protein 5-like. The record is from RefSeq and is a predicted model, not a curated record. NCBI's taxonomy places the organism in Eukaryota, Metazoa, Arthropoda, Insecta, Lepidoptera, Bombycidae.